Molecule: messenger RNA, 9012 nt
Organism: Aethalodelphis obliquidens (Pacific white-sided dolphin)
Lineage: Eukaryota; Metazoa; Chordata; Mammalia; Artiodactyla; Delphinidae
Gene: DGKI
Product: diacylglycerol kinase iota
Exons: 30
Coding region: 289-2568 (759 amino acids)
Biological process (GO): phospholipase C-activating G protein-coupled receptor signaling pathway
Cellular component (GO): glutamatergic synapse; plasma membrane
Molecular function (GO): ATP-dependent diacylglycerol kinase activity; protein binding
Source: RefSeq, a predicted model, not a curated record
GCUCUCAGGAGGAAGUGUGCGGUCUGUAAGAUCGUCGUCCACACCGCCUGCAUCGAACAGCUAGAAAAGAUUAAUUUCCGAUGUAAACCAACAUUUCGAGAAGGGGGCUCAAGAUCACCGAGAGAAAAUUUUGUGCGUCAUCACUGGGUACACAGGCGUCGGCAGGAGGGAAAAUGUAAGCAGUGUGGUAAGGGCUUCCAGCAAAAAUUCUCCUUCCACAGUAAAGAGAUUGUGGCUAUCAGCUGUUCCUGGUGCAAGCAGGCGUUUCACAAUAAGGUGACCUGCUUCAUGCUGCACCAGAUUGAGGAACCCUGCUCCCUGGGGGCUCACGCUGCUGUUAUUGUCCCGCCCACCUGGAUCAUUAAGGUGAAGAAACCUCAGAACUCGCUGAAGGCUUCAAAUCGGAAGAAGAAGAGAACAAGCUUUAAAAGAAAAGCCAGUAAAAGAGGAACUGAAGUAAGUGAAAACAAAGGUCGUCCUUUUGUGAUAAAACCUAUCUCUUCUCCUCUCAUGAAACCUUUGCUUGUGUUUGUGAACCCCAAGAGUGGAGGCAACCAGGGAACCAAGGUCAUGCAGAUGUUCAUGUGGUACCUGAACCCACGGCAAGUCUUUGAUCUUUCUCAGGAAGGGCCAAAAGACGCGCUUGAAUUAUAUAGGAAAGUACCAAAUCUGCGGAUUCUGGCCUGUGGUGGGGAUGGAACGGUGGGCUGGAUCCUUUCCAUUCUGGAUGAACUGCAGCUGAGCCCUCAACCUCCGGUUGGGGUCCUUCCUCUGGGGACCGGGAACGACCUGGCUCGAACUCUCAACUGGGGAGGGGGCUACACUGAUGAACCUGUUUCCAAGAUCCUUUGCCAAGUAGAAGAUGGGACGAUUGUACAGCUAGAUCGCUGGAACCUCCAUGUGGAAAGAAACCCAGACUUGCCUCCAGAAGAACUUGAAGAUGGCGUGUGUAAGCUUCCUCUGAAUGUUUUCAAUAAUUACUUCAGCCUCGGAUUUGAUGCCCACGUCACACUGGAGUUCCAUGAAUCCAGAGAAGCAAAUCCAGAGAAAUUCAACAGUCGUUUUCGAAAUAAAAUGUUCUAUGCAGGGGCAGCUUUUUCUGAUUUCCUACAGAGAAGCUCUAGAGAUUUAUCCAAGCAUGUUAAAGUUGUCUGUGAUGGAACAGAUCUCACCCCAAAGAUUCAGGAACUGAAGUUCCAGUGUAUAGUAUUUUUAAAUAUACCCAGAUAUUGUGCUGGCACAAUGCCUUGGGGGAACCCAGGAGAUCACCAUGACUUUGAACCUCAGCGUCAUGACGAUGGUUAUAUUGAAGUCAUUGGAUUCACCAUGGCCUCUCUGGCUGCCCUGCAAGUCGGGGGCCACGGAGAAAGGCUGCACCAGUGUCGGGAGGUCAUGCUGCUAACUUACAAAUCCAUCCCCAUGCAAGUGGAUGGGGAGCCCUGUAGGUUGGCCCCGGCUAUGAUUCGGAUCUCGUUGAGGAAUCAGGCCAACAUGGUACAGAAGAGCAAGAGAAGGACGUCCAUGCCUUUACUCAAUGAUCCCCAGUCUGUCCCAGACCGUCUGAGGAUCCGGGUGAACAAAAUCAGUUUACAAGACUAUGAAGGAUUCCACUAUGACAAAGAGAAGCUCCGGGAAGCUUCCAUCCCUCUGGGUAUUCUAGUUGUGCGUGGAGACUGUGAUUUGGAGACUUGCCGUAUGUACAUAGAUCGCCUGCAGGAGGACCUGCAGUCAGUUUCUUCUGGCUCCCAGAGAGUUCAUUACCAGGACCACGAAACCUCCUUCCCCAGGGCGCUCUCAGCUCAGAGACUCUCCCCACGGUGGUGCUUUCUAGAUGCUACUUCUGCUGAUCGCUUUUAUCGAAUAGACAGAUCUCAGGAACACUUGCACUUUGUGAUGGAGAUUUCUCAAGAUGAGAUUUUUAUUCUGGACCCAGAUAUGGUGUUGUCACAGCAGGCAGGGACACCCCCAGGAAUGCCUGAUCUGGUGGUGGAGCAAGCCUCCGGAAUGACAGACUGGUGGAAUCCUGCCCUCCGGAAACGCAUGCUGAGUGACAGUGGGCUGGGAAUGAUAACUCCGUAUUACGAAGAAGACUCAGAUCUGAAAGAUUUCAGCCACUCCCGAGUGCUACAGUCACCAGUCUCUUCAGAAGAUCACGCAAUUUUGCAGGCAGUAAUAGCUGGUGAUCUUAUGAAGCUAAUAGAAAGCUAUAAAAAUGGAGGCAGCCUGCUAAUUCAGGGACCAGACCACUGUUCACUCCUUCACUACGCAGCUAAAACCGGCAACGGGGAGAUUGUGAAAUAUAUCCUUGACCACGGACCUUCUGAGUUAUUGGAUAUGGCAGACAGCGAAACGGGUGAGACCGCACUGCACAAGGCAGCUUGCCAGCGGAACCGGGCUGUGUGCCAGCUUCUGGUGGACGCAGGAGCAUCUCUGAGAAAGACGGACUCCAAGGGUAAGACACCUCAAGAGAGAGCACAGCAGGCCGGGGACCCGGAUUUGGCAGCCUACCUAGAAAGCCGCCAGAACUAUAAGAUCAUUGGCCAUGAGGACCUGGAAACUGCUGUUUGACCCUGGUAGACAGGCUGAGAGAAUCUGAACGAGCAUAUCACCUGUGCCCUCCUGGUGAUUGGGCAGCUCCCCUGGAAGAAGCUGAUGGAAUCCAUAAAUCUGUCUCUCUCCUGCAAGAAUCUAUCUGAGACCAUGCCACCAGUUUUAAGGGCUACCAAGAUGUACAACAGAACAUGAUAGCCCACUGAGGACGAGGCAGGAUACCUGGAGAUUUGUGGAAUACAGAUUCCACAAAAUUCGAUCCUUAUUGCUGCCAGCAAGUAGCAUGAACUUCUGUGUUCACCUGUAUAAUUUAUUUUAAAGAUUCAAGGAUGUUUGUAUAAAUGGCACUGCUCCCUCCGCCCCCUAUGCAUUCACCUUUCCCCCGUACCGCACAAUUCUCCUGUAAUGACCCAUCAAUUUAAAAAAUAUGAUAUGAUCGGUUCUCUUUACAUUCAGCCUUUGGAGACCAGAAGACUCUGAAGGUCUUUUCAAACCCUCUGGCUGUCCUGCAAAAAUAUAACCGUCAGACCGCUUCCAUUUCCACGACUCAACAUACCGAGACUACUUAGUGACCUUUGCAUGUCUCCUCUCCCCCUCCUUAAUCCCUUUUCGUUAUACAGGAGCUGGGAAGUGCCACAGAAAUAAUGUCAGCUUGUGUGCAAUAUCUCUGAGGCGUGGCAAGGUGGCAUGGGAGUUGUCUGGGCUCAGAGGUACCUCAGAGAGGGGACCCAGGGGUCAACCCAGGUGGCAGGGCUGUUGCCGAGAGCCACGGAGGACCGGUUCAGCUUGGGCUGUUGGUCCAGCUCCGUACUGCCUACAUGUAGCCAUCUUUGCCUUUUGCUGCAAUAGAGAUGAGCAAUGGAUUCAACAAAGGCCCACAGCUAGUUUGCAGAACCACUCAAUUUUAAGUGCUGCUGAAAUUGCAGAGCAGAAAACCAUGUGUGGGAACUGUGGUUACAGGAAAUGGAGCGCUACGACAGCGUUUACUUUUAGGCUUUUUUGACUGAUAAUAGAAAGCAGGCUAAUCGACUGGAAAUAAAACAGCAAAAGCAAAAGUAGCAACAUAUGUCAAAAUAACUCACUUAAGCAAGAAAACAGUCGCUGGAAUGUUGCACAGAGGCUAAAAGAUUCAGGUACAGUGGUGAGAGGGGGCCCAUUUUAGGUUUUCCUUCUAAGGUUUUGGUUUUCAUUACCCCAAGUAAGCCUUGUCCCAAGGACAAAGCCUUGUUUUAUGAGUUCCACUGCCAGAUUUCCGAGAUGCCUGGAUCUUUCUGAUGGAUGCCUCACCUGCUACUACUUGUCAGGUUCCAAGGUCAUACCUGAUAGCACUAUAGCCCCAUAGCUCAUGUACAGGGUGGUCAAAUAUAUUCUUUUUUUCUGUUUCCCCUACCAGAAUGUUCUUAGUGCAGACUACUGUGGGAGUCUAGCCAGGAACAUCUUGCUGGCAGUAGAAUUACAGCUUCUAAUCCUGCCACGGAUCAUUGGUACUUACAGGCACCUCUAUUAAGGACUCUAUGAUAACUAAAGUAUCAGGAGAAAAAGUCUUCUUUCACUGAAAAGAUCUACUUGACUUGGGUAUAAGGCAAAAGUGAAAGUGGGUGACCUUUUUGCUUUAAACUAAAUCGAUGUCUUCUGAGCUUCUUCCAUUUAGUUCUUAGACAUAAAGUGUUUCCCUAGUGUUUCUGCAUGUAAACAUAAAUGACUGUCUCUCUACAUUUAAUUUAAAGCUCCAGCGGUGAUGCCUUGCUUGUCUGAACCACUUUUGGUCACGUAUCAUUUUGAAAGUACAAAGAUGAUAUAUACUGGAUUAGGCUGGAAUAGCCUCUCAGUGGAUGGGGUCUAAGUCUGUCCUUAGUUGUUUCAAAGUCAAAUGGUUGGCGUUAUUUCCAGCUGUGGGAGAAUGGGUUGGUCGUGAGUAAUCUAUUUCCAUAUAUCAGUCUUAGAAAUGGAACUAUGUUUUGGGUUUUCUGGUGAGGGCAAAAGGGACUGGAGUAGAUUAUUUCCAGAAGCUAGAAGAAAGAAAAAAGCUCCAGGAGAAUUUGAUCACUGGGCUUCUGCUGGGAGUUUUCCAGUUGGUGGGACUGUCAAGGAGAUGUUGUGAUGACAGACAUAUAAUCCUUAUGACAGACUGGAAUCUGGCUUUGAAUGGUGCCUUCCAUUCCCUAGAUUGAGCCAAGCACUUGGCUCUGCAGCCAGUUACCAGCUGCCAUUGCUGGGAUGAAGGACUCUGCUUUCACCAACUACCGUCUCAUAUUUCUCUGGUAUGCUUCAAAGCGGCCCAGAGAAAAUUGAGGGUACAGGUGGCUAUGGGCCAAUUCAAAUAGCUCCAACUGAAGUCAUACGUAAAUCCUUGAUAUGGAAAUAGAUGAGGUAAUGACUACUGUAGGGGUCCUGGUGCAUUUGGAAAUUCUUCCAAAGCAAAAAAAGAAAGACAUUAAUGUCCUAUGUUAUUGAUGGGGAAUGACAUAGGACCAAGGCAAACACCCAGAGAACUUAGGUUUUACAAAAAAAAAAAAAAGCAUCAAAAAUGAUCAGAACAGUGACCUAUUUAAUGGCUUCAACAUUAAAUCUACCUCCUGUAGCUUUUUUUUAAAAAUUUGCCACUGCAUGUGACAGUCCUGGGCUUUAGAAAGAGCAAAGAGAAUGUACUCAGGAGUUUCCAACUCAGCUUAGGGUAGGUAGUAUCCCCUCUAAUGGGCCAUCGGGAAGUAUAGAAGCAACAGUCUGGCCCUGGUCUGAAAAUCCACAUUACUUUAAGAGACAUAAAACUAUAUACCUAUAGAAAUACAAUUUUCUACAAAACCAACUGAGAUGGUACUGCCAAGAGUAGCUAGCUUAGCUGCCAAUCCUCUGUGUUUGGCUCAGAAGAGCCUUCCAUGUCGUGGCACUGUCUGCUCUGGGAUUCCAUUUUUAGAUUAGACUGAUAGAGGCAUGAGAAAUGGAGAGUUAUUAAAAGCCAACAUUAUAUAACCUUAAAGGCAGUCAUUUGUGCAGCCUUAUAUUCCAGUAUUACACGUUUAAUGAAAAAGAACCCAGUUGAGCUAUGCUUGAUCACAUUCAAGGACUUGAUAAAGAACAGAAGCCAGGAAUGAAAUAAACACCACAGCCGGGAAUGUCACUUGGAGAGUUUUGGUUACCUCUGUAGAGGUUAUGACCUAAAAUGAAUGCAAUUUCUGAAACAGAGAAUUUAGCUGGCAAGUACACAGCCAUGAAACUAGUGACAGAUGCUGGAAAGCCUCACAUUACCCGUUGUUCCCCAUCCUUCCAUCCUAGCUGGCCUUAGUGCGUAGGCAGAUCCGUUUGCAUUGAGACAUACUCAACAAGUAGGUAGUUUUCAUUUAGACCUAGUAACAGUUUCUUUGCCUAAAGGAUUUCUGGAAUUUAUUGACUAGACUCCUCACAAUAUCCAUGUCUUAGAAAAUGUGGGUGCAGCAGUUUUAUUUUUUUACAUGUCAUUUUUAUUUUAAAUGCUUAGAUUUUUAAAUUAUAAAAGUAGAACGUGCUUUUUAUAAGAAGUUCUAGUACCACAGAAGAGUAUCACAUGCAAAGUCAAGCUGUCCCUCUCUGCUGGUGUAGUGUCCUCUGUCCCGCCCCCCAAGAUAAACAGCGGGAAUAUCGAUAAACAUUGUUGCUUGUAUGUUAUGUCAGAAAUACUCUGUGCAUAUACAAGCCCCAAUACACAUAGAGGAAUGCAUUUAUUUGUAUACAUAUAUGUGUAUAUGUCCUAUACACACAUAUUGCAUAGGUUUAAGAAAACAUUUUAGAAGCAUGCUAGUCAUCUGUGCCUGUGUAGUUAACACCAACAGACAAAGAUAAGGUAACAGAAAUUUUUCAUUUAUUCUUUGUUAUUUUUACUGUUACUAAGCUUAGUUCUAUUACUGGAGCACUCCAAUCGCACAUGGCAUUUGCUCUUGCCUGUGUCAUAAAAUCUAUGGCCAAGAGGUCUUGUAAUUGUUUUUGUUACCUUCCAUGAAGCAUGAAACCUACCUGAGCCCAGAGACUUGUUUAUGCUAUUUGUGGAUCUCAAGUGGAGAGUUCCGUCCUCUGUGAUGCUUAGACCCCUUUACGAGGCUGAGUUACAGGAUUCACUCAGUAGGCUGCCUAAUGAUGUCUACUUCUGGUAAGCUACCGCGAAAAGCCAUAGUAACUUGGAUAUGGGUGCGGUCUGAGUAGCUAGGCUUCCUUCUAGUAGGAGUAGCUAAUGAAAUCACUGAGAACAGCAUGAUAUUUUAUGCAAUUAUGCUAUUUAAAAAUAAAAUAGAUGGUUGUUAAACUGGCUUGUCAUAACCAUCCAAUAAAACUACUAAUUGCUCUACUUAAAUGGAUUAUUUUCAUUUUAGGGGGAAAAAGUAGAAUGUCCAUUAGAGAGUUUUCUAAUUAACAUUUAUUUAGUAAUAAAAUAACUUCUGCCCAGGUCUUAGUAGAACCAUCUCUGAAUAUCUCAACUUUCUUAUUCUCUAAAUGCCAUUCAGCUGAUUUUUAUAAGUCCUAUGGUUUUUCCUCUGCCCAGCCUCUCAGACUGACUUUGGCUCCACCCCUUUUCUGUGUCCUGGUCAUCACCCCAUAGCUAGUCCCUCUGAUUGUCUGCCCAUGGCAACUGUCCUGCUCCUGGACUUUCUGCCACUACCUUCAAUGACUCUGAAAUACAGUUGUCCGUCUCCCCCAGAUGUUAUGCUCAAAAUGGAUCAAAAUGAAAUUCCUCUCUGGGACAAGUAUCCCUUUUUCCUGAAGGACAAAGAGACUUCCACUGACCUUGAUCAGCUUGUAUAUUUACAACAGCCCUUAUUCUGAGAAGUAAUCUCCCAGAUCGAUUUAGCAAAUUUCUGUCAUAGUCACACCACAAAAGUACCCAAUCGUAGCAGCUGCUUCCACACCCAGCGAUGUAAACAGUGCACUCCACGGAGUCACCUGGGUGACUGGAUUAUACGCACGUUAUACCCCUACUGGCAGUCUGUGGAUUCUAGACCAUCUCCCCACAGUUUAGUAAGAAACCUAAAAAUAGGAACUAAGCAAGGAAUAGUGCUCCUGACAAUGUGCUUGCCCAGGACACCAAGAGUUACUGAACUGGUCGCCCCCCAAAAAAAGCAGAAAAAAUAAUUCUUAGGCUGUUGAAGCAUUACAUUUUAAAGCAGAGAUUUGAAUAUUGGAUGGUAUCGUCAUGGUGGACAGAUUCUAGAGUCUCUUUAUACAUGCAUUCAUUCAUUUCACCUGCAAUCAUCUGUUCACAGAAUUGAUCACACAAUCAUGUAUUUAAUCAUUUAUUGUGAAAUAUGUUUAUCAUUUACUCUGAUGCAGGCACCGUACCAAGAAUAUAAGAAUGAACGCAAGAGACAAAACUCCUGACCUCAUGGAGCUCAGUCUAGGAGAACAUACAAAUUCCAAUCUGAUAAGUUCUGUACAGGAGAAGCCCAUGGUACUAGGGGAGCAUGCCCUGCAGGUCAGCUUUUGUUGUACCAUCGUUCUUUAGCUAGCCGUAUUUUAGUUCUAUGAAACGAGAAUAUGAAAGAAGAAAUAGUUCGCAUUCGCUUUUCCUUAGGGUCUUGGCACUGUUCUUAAAAAAUGGAUUUGAAACCAAGACUUUAAGAUGAGACUUAGAAACACGACUAAAAUGAGAGCCAAAACUGUUUAUCCUAUUUCUCAAGGACAGAAGUAGGAACAAGAGGCAGAACUUGCAGUGGAUUUUGACCGAAUAUAAAGGUGAAGCAUAAAUAUCGUCCAACAGCAGAGUGGGCCCAGAAUUAGAAACUCGUAGUCAUGGGGAGUGUUUAAGCAGAGGCUACAUGACCACCUGGAGGGGUGUUGUGACUCGGGACAUGAACCUGAGGGGGCUGGAUUAGAUUCUGGGAGUUUUUUAAACGUUCUUUUAAAAUGACUUUGUUGAAUGGCAGGGUUUCAUUUUAAAAUUUUAUAAAAAUCUUGACUUUAAAUCUUUUAAAACAUUACUUUGUAACAGAGUCUCUAAAGAGGAUGACAUUUAGUUAUCAUCUAAAAAUCUCAAAACUAAGCAUGAAUUUAAGAGCUAAUGAAAAGAAAGCAUACUAAGAGGUAUAAGUUACUCCAGAACACUUCCGGAAGCAUUAUGGAUUUUCAUGAAUAUUCUUAGACAUUCUUAAGUCCUAUUACAAAUCUGUUUUACUAUCCAUUCAAUAUAAAAAAGUGCUGUGAUUUGAUAUUCUUAGAAUUAAAUGUAAUCUGGAAUAACCACAGAAGAAAAUUCUGCCUAAAAUAUAUUUGGGGUCCAAGUAAAUGUAAUUGAAAGGCAACCAUGGAAAGUGCCUUGGCUUCUGCUACUGGCAUGAUAAUUACAAGGGAGGGUUUACCCAUGGAAAUGAGAAAGCGAUGAUUCUGGGUUUUACCCAUUUUCCAUAGUUUCAGUAUUUUGAGCCAAAUGGCAUCUGACAUGGGAGACUUUAGUGAUGGGAACAACUGAAACUAUCUUGUUUCUCAAUCAUUUAGUGCAUA